AUGCCACGCCUGCGAGGGACCAAAUAUUUGACCUGCUUUUAUUGCGGCAAGCGAUCAAAUACUAAAUAUGACGGCAUCACACGCCAGUUUCUAUGCCUGUCAUGCGAUGCGACAAACUACCUCGAUCAUAAUGGAGAGAUUACGGAUCCCCCAGUAGCUACCGAGCGUGAAGCUCCUGCAACCUUAUACGCCAAUCCUCGACCAUCCUCUCCCUCACUUCCCCAAGACAGCAUCUUCUGCACAACAUGUCUCAAGAAUCAACGACUUUUCACCUCAUCCCUGGCACAGUACUUGCCCGACGACCCAAACCAUCCGGAAUAUGCCGAGCUCGAGCGCAACUACUACCGGUAUCGAAAGGGGUUGGAGGAGCGAUACCCUCAAUGGUACUCUUUCCAGGGACUGAUCGUCUUCUUCCGAUUCCUAUUCCGUCGGGUCCUUGAAAUGGAUGGAGGUCAUGGGCAGUCACGCAACGCCCAACUUAGUGCGCACCUGGUCAUGUCGGUCGUGAUGAUCAUGAUAUACUCAUCUGCGAAGAGAUCUAUCAAAGUCGACACGACGCCCCUUUUCGGCAACAGCUCUGACACUGCAUUUUCGCCAAAACAGCCCAAACUCACUCGAGUGAAGAGGGAAGAGCCAAAGACAUUUUCCGAUCUGCUGAACGAAGCACUCGACUCACCUACGCUGACUCCUCAGACGGGCCGCUCACAGCCAUCGCCGUCUAUCAGCUCAUUCUCACCGCGACCAUAUGUACCCAGCAGUCCACUACGCCCCCAAGAAAGUCCCUUCAAUCGAUUUAACAGUCUAAAUGUAACCCCGCAAAGGGUACAGGAAGUCGGAGGCUCAGACGAGAUGGAUUGGACCCCUACCGAGUCUCAUAUUAAGCCACAGUCGCAAUACCGAGCCUUUCAAGAUUCGCCAGCCUUGAAUAGACCUAGAAGAGCUUUUGGCGAGUCACCAUUGAACGACCAAAGUCCAUUCUGGUAUAAAGUUCCUGCUGCUCCAACGACCCCAUCUCAUCGUUUACGAAACCCACCGAAUGCGCCUAUUAUAAGGAGCAAGCCCGUAGAGCAGGAGAGCAUUUUCUUCCGUGGUGCCGCUAGGAAGAGGGACGAAAGUGAGAAAGAGGAACGUGAAGUUUCUUUCAAACCACCUAGCUUCUUCGCGCCCCAGGAAAGUCAUGAUGAGGCGAGCGGGCUGGCGGAUCUUUUAAGUCAGAGCUUCAGUCUAGGUCAAGAGCAUAGUGAGCCUGGCCAAGGAUCAGGAGCACGCUCGUCCAGUGCUCAUGGCCCCGGUACUGUCCAAUUUGAGAAACUCGGGGUCGAGUUUAUGAUUGUCGCUGUUUUGCUUGUUCUUUGGGGUCUGACCGUUGCGUUCCCGAUGCCUUUUGGUCGGGAGGUGCAACUUGCUCUGCUGUCUGCAACAGGAAUAAUCGCUCUACGAGUAACAGGUGAAGCAGGCCAAGAACCAAGAGAUAGUAGAGCUCCUAGCGCAGCGACAUACGUGAGCUCCGGAUUAAGUGUGUUCGAGCUUGCAGCAGUAUGCUGGCUUGGCUGGGAGACAUGGAAGGGAAACACAGAAGGUGGCAAAUAUGGCGUGGGAGUUUUGACAGCCAUGCUGGGUCAUCAGGUUUGGAGUAGUUCGAUCUGA
Messenger RNA from Fusarium poae, 1647 nucleotides. RefSeq lists its product as uncharacterized. Bases 1 to 1647 code for a protein of 548 amino acids. The record is from RefSeq and is a predicted model, not a curated record. Gene Ontology annotation, biological process: nuclear inner membrane organization. Lineage: Eukaryota; Fungi; Ascomycota; Sordariomycetes; Hypocreales; Nectriaceae. The transcript has 4 exons. Gene Ontology annotation, cellular component: chromosome, centromeric core domain; microtubule organizing center attachment site; mitotic spindle pole body.